CAGAGAGAGAGAGAGAGAGAGAGAGCAAGUGAAUGGGAGAGAGAGUGUGAGAGUGAGAGCACAAGAGAAAGGUGGAACGCCUAUGCUCUGGUCAGUGUAAGAUCUUACCAGACUGAACAUUUAGUCAAUUCAGAUCAUUUCUAAGAUAACGCAUAUGGUUCUAGUUUGACCUUGGGGUCAGGGAGUAGAGAUCACAGAGAAGAAAGUUCCUUGUCGGGAGAGUUGGUUUACAGGUGUGUUUGGAAUGAAGAUGUCAAUGGUGAAACAGGCAGCAAUGGCUGCGGUGGUGGUAGUGAUGGGAAGCAUGGCCGUCAUCGCUCUAAUCCUCACAUUAGUUCAGCACCACUCAGUGGAUCUCCCCCAACGCAUGCAGUACGGGAUGGUGUUUGACGCUGGAUCCACACACACUUCUCUCUACAUGUACCGUUGGCCUGGAAACAAAGAAAACAACACUGGGGUGGUGUCACAGAUGCUGGUCUGUGAUGUUGAUGGAUAUGGCAUCUCUAGCUAUGCCUGGGACCCCCCUGCUGCAGGGCUCAGUCUGAGGAAGUGCCUGGACAGUACACUGGCAGUCAUCCCUGCCAACCAGCUGAGGGAAACUCCUGUGUACCUUGGUGCUACCGCUGGCAUGCGACUCUUGCAGCUACAGAAUCAGACCCAGUCUGAUCAGGUUUUGGAGCAAGUAACCAAGGUGAUCCAGGGGUAUCCUUUUGACUUUCGGGGAGCACGGAUUCUCUCUGGGAUGGAGGAAGGGGCUUACGGAUGGAUCACCACCAACUAUCUACAAGAGGGCUUCAUUAAGCAUGGCUUUGAGGGAGGAUGGGUGCGUCCUAAAGGAAGGAAGAUCUGGGGCGCCCUGGAUAUGGGAGGCUCUUCCACCCAGAUAGCCUUCACUCCCAGCCAGCCUGUACGGGACCCUGCCUCCACCCUGGGACCCAAGCUCUAUGGUUACCAAUAUGAGGUGUACACACACAGCUACCUGUGCUAUGGCAAGGAGCAGACAAUGAGGCAGCUACAGGUUAAUCUUCUCAAGAUGAGUGGGUCUACCCGCCCAGUCAACCACCCCUGCUACCACCUGGGUGACAACCUAACCCUGACUCUGGGUGACCUCUAUGACUCCCCCUGCGUGGCCAGACCCAUGACCUUUGACCCAGCCUCAGUGGUCACCUUCACAGGGACCAGUGAGCCACUUCAGUGUCUCAAACAGAUAAAGAACAUCACGAACCUGGAUGCCUGCUCCCUGGCCCCUGACUGUGGCUUCAACGGGGUCUACCAGCCCCCUGUCAGUGGAAACUUCUUUGCUUUCUCAGCAUACUAUUACACCUUUGACUUCCUUGGUCUGGCACCUCAGUCCUCUCUGUCUCAGGCUACCACCACUAUAGACACUUUCUGCAAAAGGACCUGGAGCUCGCUCAAGAAAGAGUACACUGUAAAAGACAAGUACCUUCGUGAUUACUGUGCCUCAGCCAACUACAUAAUGACAGUACUACUAGACGGCUUCAAGUUCAACCAGACCUGGGGAAACAUAUACUUCCAGAGACAGGUGGCAGACACAGACAUUGGCUGGACGCUGGGCUACAUGUUGAACCUGACCAACCUGAUCCCCUCAGAGCUCCCCCUGGUGGUGACGGGUGUGCAACACAGCCAGUGGGCAGCGGAGGUCUUCUUCAUUGUGUUUGCUGUGUUCCUCAGCCUGAUGGUACUGGUCCUACUGUGGCUCUGGAGCCCACAGGACGGACGAGGCAACAAAUGACAAUCGAUGAACGUCUCGGUCUUCUAGUCACCGACG
Molecule: messenger RNA, 1789 nt
Organism: Oncorhynchus keta (chum salmon)
Lineage: Eukaryota; Metazoa; Chordata; Actinopteri; Salmoniformes; Salmonidae
Product: ectonucleoside triphosphate diphosphohydrolase 8-like
Exons: 10
Coding region: 245-1753 (502 amino acids)
Biological process (GO): nucleoside diphosphate catabolic process
Cellular component (GO): plasma membrane
Molecular function (GO): UDP phosphatase activity; GDP phosphatase activity
Source: RefSeq, a predicted model, not a curated record